Messenger RNA from Lytechinus pictus (painted urchin), 3240 nucleotides. RefSeq names its product ankyrin repeat and SOCS box protein 7-like. Gene Ontology annotation, biological process: intracellular signal transduction. Gene Ontology annotation, cellular component: cytoplasm; nucleus. The coding region runs from base 383 to 1363 and encodes 326 amino acids. Lineage: Eukaryota; Metazoa; Echinodermata; Echinoidea; Temnopleuroida; Toxopneustidae. Gene Ontology annotation, molecular function: protein binding. The record is from RefSeq and is a predicted model, not a curated record. The transcript is spliced from 4 exons.
UACCCAGUUGUUGUGUGUCCGGACGAUCAAUUUAGAAAGUCAUUUGGAAAAAUUUACAAGUGAACUUUCAUCAAUUUUUAUUACAAAAUGUUAGGAAAUAUUAUAGAGAACAAAAUAGAAGAUGAUUACGACUAUCGAAUUCAUAUUUUUAGUGCAAUCCAAAGACAAAAAAGAAGGCCUCAAAAAUAUAAACUGUCCGGACACCCGACCCCCCAUCCUACUGAGGCCAUGGUUACGAAAAGAGAGGCCGAUGCAUGCUCUGGCCGACAUAUUUCAGCGAUUUGCGAAACAGGCCGAAUUGUUUGGGACAAACUGACAAAGCAGCGCAGUAAACAUCAUCCCCUCAUCGAUGCUCAGAUUGGGGUGGAAACAAUAACUCAAGAUGAUGUUGAGAGGUCAAAGCAGGAAGAGAAGUAGGAGAUUCAGCUGUGUUGAUCCUAUGAAUCAGGAGGCAAGACAAGCUGUUGCUGUUGGUAACGUGAAGCGUGUCAAAGAGCUUUUAUCUAUAGGACUAUCCCCCAAUGAAGCUGACUGCAAUGGUUGGACAUUGCUUCAUCUUGCAUCAUCAAGAGGAAGGGAAAGAGUGCUAAGAGAACUCUUAGAACAUCAAGGCUCGCCUUGUGCUAGAGACGGGAUAGGAGGAUUCACUUGUUUGCACUAUGCUGCCAUGCACGGAAGAACACGUCUAGCUCAGCUUCUCCUGGAAUACGACAAAGACAAUAAAUAUGACCUGGUGAACUCUCCAAGUUCUGAUGGUUGGACACCUCUCCAUGUAGCAGCUCACUACGGCAGGGAGUCCUUUGUCAGGAUGCUCCUACAACAAGGAGCCAGAGUGGAUGCUUUUAGCACUAAAGGUACAAGUCCCUUACAGCUUGCAAUCAUCAGGGAAAAGGUUCCUUGUGUCAAGUUACUCCUAGACUAUGGUUCUGACAUUGAUAUCCAGACGGGGUUCCCACUGAGGUAUACCAUCUUGAAAGGAAAUAUGUUUUUAGCGAGACUACUUCUGUUGAACGGUGCUGAUCCUAACCUUGGUAGAUCAGAAGAUGGCCAGACACCCUUACACCUGUCAGCAAUGAAGGACGAUGUAGUUUGUUGUUCGUUGCUUUGUACCUUUGGUGCUGAUAGCCAUGCAGUUAAUGAUGAUGACAAGACUCCUCUUGAGAUGUACAAAUCUUUAAAUGAAGGAGGAACAGGUCUUAGUCUGUCAGUACUUACUACAUCAUCAAAAGCCCCGAGAAACCUUCAGGAUCAUUGUCGUCUUGUUAUCCGCCGCAGACUUGGCCAGAAAAGACUUCAUCAUAUCAAUGUCUUACCCAUUGCAAACAUUGUCAAAGACUAUGUCAGAUACAAAGACCAUUUCUGAUAGAAGCAGAGGUAAAAGUCUUUAAUGAUCAGUAGGGAAUCUAAUCCACCUGCUACAUACACUGUAGUAUGUGUUUAUGGAGCAUACAAUGUAGUGAUAUGAAGCAAGCCACUUCAAUGUCUCCAGCUCUGUUAUGAUGCCCACAGCAAGGAACCCUUUAUAGCAGUACAGCCAAACAAGUUUGUUCUAAGGAAGUACUUGGUUGUGCAUGAGUGAGCAUGUUCUGAGAAUUAUUUUUCCGGACCACGUGUGCUCUUCAUGAAGAGCUAAUUAUCAGGGAGACUGACUCAUUUACUCAUCUGAUGUGCAGGGGCUUAUAUCAACAGUCGGUGAAAACUUUUUUUUUUCAAGAAAUGCCUUGAACUGAGAACACAUUGAAUAAUUGGGCCUCUGGAAUAUUACAUAAUUUUCUACAUCAAGUUUACAUGUAGAUACAGAUUUCUGAAAAAAAAUAAUACAUAUUUUAUUCUGGCUUGAUUGUUACUAUUAGCAGUGACUUGUUUGAAAUACCUAACAUCUUUAUUCAUUGAAAAAAAACAUCUGCACUUCUAUACAUGUAUGUUCAUGAAUUAGGAAAAAAAAAGACCUGUGUGAUGGUUUGAACUCUCAACAGUCAAAUAUCCAGACUCUAAUCCAGCAUGUCACAAGCAGUUGACACUACAUAGAGUGCUUUUAAUUUCACAUACCCCUUUCAUUGGUGAUCUUGUUUAUCAAUCAACAUUUUCAAACCUCCAGAUUGAAUAAUGCUUGCCACAAUUGUGAAUGGUUUGUAUUCAAUCUAGUGUGAUAUCAAUCUCUACUCUACAAUUUUCUUGUUGUUUAUCCCCCUCAAGAUAUCUUUCUUGCAUCAUAGUAAUUUGAACAUUUUCCAUUGAUGGCACACGGAUAUGACAGGAAUGAGUUGAUUUCUGUACCUUUACUGAAAUCAUUUACAUACAUGUAGAUUUAUUGAUACUGUAGAAAUCAGGCAGUUAAAAUGGAAAAUCAUCCUGACAAUAUUUUGGUUUUGAAAGUAGCUGAAUAAUUAGGGUUUGACCAGUUGGUCAAGUAAUUUUCACUAAUUCCCAUUUAUUGCAUGAUUAGUCUGUGUUUUCAGGUGAGUUCAGGCUCUGUUUAUGGAAAUAAAAGCACCAAGUGCCUUAGCAAAAGGCUAAUGCAGAUCCAGGUACAAAUAUUCACUGCUGAAUGAAACGUGCUGUAUCAGCUAAAACGACAACAACAACAACAAUUGAUUGUAACCUUUUUACUUACAGCUACAUGUAUGCUUCACUGUACAAUGUGUUGAAGCUUUAUGUUACAGGUUAUUUCAGGCGUACAGAUAUACAAAGGAUUUUUUUAAUUGGGGGGGGGGGGGAUGGGUUAAGGCUGAAUUUAGACUCCUGCACACUUUAUAUUUUGGGGUCAUUUUUCAAUUUUCCUGUGUCUAAAUGGAAAGUACUCCCUGGGUCCCGUGUUUAAUGUGUGUAUGGCCUUUAUAUAAAAGCAGCAACAAAUUACUUGUGGAGGUGAUUUGACUCUCUGUGGAUACAAGUCUCCAGACUUUGAACCACAAGAUCCAAGGUUCAUAUCCUACUGCGGCACUUUGGCAAUAUAUUUGCUACUCUCCACCCAUGUGUAAAGUGGCUUCCUGGCAGGGGUGGCAAUUUGUAUAUUUUGGAAAAAAAAAGUGAUUUUUUUUCCAUUUGAUUUAACUCAGAUUUUUUAAAAAUAUUUUUAAUUCUUAAAACAAUGUGCAAACACCAAAAAUAUAAUACUUUACCCUGACAUAAACUUUAAAAUCAUACAUUUCACUACUAAAGUCAUUCUUAGCUUUUUAUUUCAUGGGUCCAUGUUACAUAUUUUUCCCCAAAUUAACUGUUGCCAGUUUCAGUUGUAUA